Messenger RNA from Podarcis muralis (Common wall lizard), 1633 nucleotides. RefSeq names its product arylamine N-acetyltransferase, pineal gland isozyme NAT-10-like. The record is from RefSeq and is a predicted model, not a curated record. Gene Ontology annotation, molecular function: arylamine N-acetyltransferase activity. Lineage: Eukaryota; Metazoa; Chordata; Lepidosauria; Squamata; Lacertidae.
CUCUCUUUCUUUCCACAUAGCAAAACAGCUGCUGGCUUUUGCAUACGGACAGAGGUGCUUUUCCAGAGAAAUUGAGCUGAGACCAGGCCGGCAAGCAGGAAUGUGGUGAGAGCCAGGAUUCCUGGGUUCCAUGAGCUUGGAAUGGGGUUCGGAGCAGGAUGUGAAGAAUCGGAAGAUCCAUUCAUGGCAGCUCAGGGGUGAGGAUCCUCCCCGAGUUUUAACCUCACUGGAAUGUGCCCUUGAACUCUGCUUAAUACCUCUUUCUUGCAUGUGAGGCUGCUGCACAGAGAGAGAAGUGUGUGCAGAAACCAGCUAGCCAGAUACAUUCUGCCCCUUUCCAUCUCUGGCUCUGCUCACAUUUACCUCUCCACCUUAUACAUGUGGAAGGUUGCAGGGAAGGCGAUAUAAUCCUCUGUGUGGAAAAGGUCUCUCACCUGCGAGCUCUGGGAGCGGAAAGAAUAGGAAUCCCGAUCUACCUCCUCAUCCUUCCUCAUCUACUUCCUGAGUCCAGUCCAGAAUGGACAUUGGACAUUACCUGCAACGGAUCGGGUACCAGGGCCCCACGCAGCCUUCUCUGGAGACCUUGCGCAGCCUCCACCGGUGCCACCUCCUCUCCGUGCCCUUCGGGAGCCUCAGUAUCCAUUCCGGGGAGCCCAUCGUCCUGGAAGUGUCCUCCCUCUACAACAAGAUCGUCCGGCAGCAUCGGGGCGGCUUCUGUUUUGAGUUGAAUGGCCUCUUCCUGUGGCUGCUGCAGGCAUUGGGAUUUGAUGCCAAAGCUGCGGCCGGGCGUGUCCUGAACCGUUUCACCGGCUGCUAUGGCCCCCCGUUGGACCACAUGGUGAUUUUGGUGCAGCUGGGUGGGCGCCAGCUGCUCUGCGACGUGGGCUUUGGUGAAGGUUUCACGGAGCCAUUAGAGCUGAAGGCCUCUGUGGAGCAGGUCCAGGAAGGUGGCAUUUUUUGGCUGGGCCUCCAAGGGGGCGUCUGGGUGCUGGAACGCCGAGAAGUCUCUGGGAAGGAGGGGAGGCCCUUAUAUCAGUUCACCCUCGAGGAGAAGAAAUUGGACGAUUUUACGGGCAUGUGUCUGUAUCACCAGACUUCACCCAGCUCCAUAUUCGUUUGCAAAUCCUUCUGCUCCCUGCAGAAAGAAAAUGGCGGGCGCCUCACCUACAUGGGUUGGCGUCUCAUUUCCAAGAAGGGAGAGGAGCGUACAGAGACCACCCUGCAGAGCAACGAGAUCCCAGUGGUGCUCCGUGAGAAAUUUGGGAUCAAUCUGAGCGGGGACUUCAAGCCAAAGGAUGAAGAAAUCCUGCCACCUCUUGAGGAAGGUUAAUGAGGGAUGGUGGAAAUUGCUCCCAAUUCAGAUAAUAGCCUAAAAGAUGGUUUGUAAAUAAUUUCUCAGGGUGUAGCUCCUAGCCAUUGGUUAAGUGCCGUGAUGUCAUGGAAGCAUCACAAACAUUCUAAUCUCCAAAGAAAGGGGAAAUUUCAUUUGUUUGCUCCAAUCCCGAAUCUGUCUGUUAACUUCCACACUCUUGCUAUUUUGCAAAUGCAGUGAAAUAAAAAAAUUAAGGUCUUAUAUAUAUAAUAAAUGUUCAUAGAUGUAUCAACAAACACGUACAUAAAUAUAUAAACCACA